Closterium sp. Naga37s-1 is the source of this 3539-nucleotide messenger RNA. Lineage: Eukaryota; Viridiplantae; Streptophyta; Zygnematophyceae; Desmidiales; Closteriaceae. The record is from the annotation of a GenBank genome assembly.
UGAGCGCGGUGGUGCAGGUGCAGCAGGCGUGGGGCGCGUGGGCGGGCAACAGCAACGACACCACUGCUUGCUCCGCGUGGCCUGGCGUCACGUGCAGCCCUAACGGACUCAUCGUCGCAUUGGAUUCAAAGGCCGUAUCGGUGGAUCAUGGCAGUGCUGCCAUACCUGACUCCAUCACCAAUCUCGCCGCUCUCCAAUACCUGGACCUGACAAACGAUCAGCUGGCGGGGCCCAUCCCAUCCCUCGCGAGCCUCACCAGCCUCACCCUCCUAGCCAUGGGAGCAGACGGCAGCCAGCUCACUGGCACUAUUGAGGGACUGGCUUGGCUCUCCUCCCUCUCCAACCUGCACACACUGAAUCUUUUUGGCUUGUCGGAAUUCACAGGGGAUUUGUCCUCUCUGCACAUUCUCUCUCACCUGGAAAAGCUUCAAAGCCUGACACUCAGUUCGUUCACCAAUGCCACGGGGGAGAUACCCAGGGAGAUCCGAUACCUCACGGCGCUCACUGCACUCGAUUUGUCGUACCUUCGGGCAUUGGAGUUUCCUGACUGGGUGACUCACCUCGCCACCCUUCAGCAUCUCAACGUGAAUGCGGACGAGCCGCGGCGGCAGGGGUUGUUGUCGGAUGACAUAUCGCACCUCACAGCGCUCACCUCGCUAUCCCUCAAAGGCAACAAUCUGGAGGGCUACGUGCCUAAGACCUGCUCCUCUCUCCUCAACCUGCAAUACCUGGCUUUGAAUGACAACCAUCUUCAAGGCACCAUCCCUGCCACCCUCUCUGCCCUCACAGCCCUCACUGCAAUAGACCUCUCAUGGAAUCAUCUGUCUGGUUCCAUCCCCCAUGCCUUCACUACCAACAUCCAGAGCAUAGCACUUGGUUACAACGCCUUUAGUGGCCCCAUCCCGCCUCACCUUGCACUGCCCCAACUCACUUCCCUGCAGCUGUCCAGCAAUGGGUUCACGGGCGCCAUUCCCAGCACAUUCACCCGCCUCACCGCCAUGAGUAUGCUGGACGCGAGCAACAACAGUCUGAGUGCAGGCUUGGAUGUGGUGGCGCAGAUGACAUGGCUCACUGACAUAAGCCUCCACACCAACAACUUCUCCGGGGUGCUUCCAGCGACCCUCUCUGCCAUCAAGGGGCUUGUCUUCAUAAGCAUCGCUAACAACCACUUCUCGGAAAAAUUUCCCAACCCUCUUCUGCACACCCACCACCUUGCUGUACUGGAUGUGAGCAACAACAGCUUCUCCGGAUCCAUCCCUUUGCAAUUGACCAAGCUACUGCAGCUGGAGGACAUGUGGGCUCAACAGGAUAUCAGCGCUUGUUCACACUGUUCCCGUAGACCUGGUCUUACUUCAGAAAGCUGCUUCGUAAACCCACUCGAGUCUUGGCAAUGGUGCUCCCAAGCUCUUUCGUCAACCGAGCUGCAUAGCCAAGCCUGUUCCCUCAAUCUCAAUGACAACAAGUUCCAUGGAUCAAUCCCGAUUGGCCUCUUCCACCUCCCCACGCUUUACUCACUGCAAGUGGCAAACAACUUUCUUUCCGGAAACCUUCCAGUGACGCUUAGAGCCUCCUCCACACUUACCACGCUUAGCUUUGCAGGAAACGGCUUCACGGGCUCCUUGCCAGACUUCUCGCAGUGGAAGGGCAGCUUUAAAACGCUGGCGCUGAGCAACAACAACUUCACAGGGCUCAUUCCUGACUCCAUCUCCACGCUCUCCACUCUGGAGGCCAUCAUACUGGACAGCAACCAACUGACGGGGACCAUUCCAGCUGCCAUUUUCAAAAUGACGAAUCUAGAAUCCAUCUACCUAGCCAACAACCGUUUGAGCGGCAGUCUGCCGUCUGCCAUCAGUCGCUUAAGGAAGCUCCAACAGAUCUGGCUGGACAACAACAGCAUCGAGGGCCCUCUGCCGUCUGCCAUCUGCUCGCUGCCCUGGCUGUGGCGCAUCAUGGUGAGCAACAACCAUCUCUACGGGCCUCUGCCAGACUGCCUCUUCGACAAAUGCAUCAACCAGAUCGACGUGAGCAACAACAGCCUGUACGGGCAUGUGAGCCGCAACUUCAACAGCAUGGUAGCAGACAGCGAGGCCCUCAUCAACCUCGCACACAACUUCUUCUACGGAGAUGCAGUGCUCUUUGCCGCGGGCUGCCAGGUGUGCCCCGAGGAGAUCACCCAGCGCAACCAACUGAUUCUGGACGACAGCAGCGUGGCGCUAGCAGGGAAGUGCAGCGACGCCGGCUACUCUGGCCUGCGAGACUACUCAGUGGCGGGGGCAGGCAAGGGCGCCAGGGGGAGUCUCGCAGGCAACUGUCUGACUGUCAAUCGGGACGUCAAGUGCCCGUCCAACGCCACUCAGCGCAGCACGGCAGCCUGCCAGGCGUUCUGCAGCAUCACUGACAACGGCCCGUGUGACGGCCAUGGGGCGUGCGUGCCGCCUGCACCGGCCGCCCAGGCCAACUUCACGUGCGCGUGCGAUGCCGGGUACUCUCCAGUGGACGUGGGCAACGGCUCCACGUGCGCCAUCGUCAAUGCCACCACCACCAACUUGUUGUCGCUGUCAACAGGUGCCAUCGUGGGCAUUGCUGUGGGUUGCUUUGCCGGCUUCACUCUGCUCACCGCUGUGCUCGCCUGGCUACUGUGGCCCCGUGGACAGAGGAAAUGGAAAGGGCUGGACGUGUGCGAGCAGUUCUCACUGCAGGAGCUCGUGAAGGCCACAGAUAACUGGGCGAGUGACAACGUGCUAGGGAAGGGCGGCUUUGCCACCGUGUACAAGGGGUGCUCGCCGCAGGGGCAGCUGUGGGCAGUGAAGCGCUCCACUGUCAUGACCAACGACUUUGAGACGGAGGUGCGUGCCAUGGCAUCGCUGCACCAUGUGAACCUGGUGCGCCUGCUGGGCUUCUGCCAGGAUCUGAACGUGGAGACGGGCAAGCAGGAGCAGAUCCUCGUGUACGAGUUUGUGGCCAACCGAGACCUGCAACACCACCUCUACAAGUCCGAGACCGACAUGCACGCCAAGGUCGCAGACUUUGGGCUGCUCAAGCUGCUCACUCACGGCGAUGCUGCUGCCACCCGAGUGGCGGGGACGCCCGGCUAUGUGGAUCCAGACUACAACCGCUCCAACGUCAUCACGGCCAAGAGCGAUGUCUUCAGCUUCGGCAUUGUGCUCCUGGAGUUGCUGAGUGGAACGCCACCCACUUUUCACCGUGCAACCCAUAUCAAGAACUGGGCGCGGCAGAGGGUGGAUGCGUAUGAGUUUGACGAGCUCAAGGACAGCAAACUGGAGGCCAGUGAGGAGGCCGUGGUGGACUUUGCUGACCUGGCACUGGACUGCAUAAAGGCGCCGGGCACACGCCGCCCCGACAUGAAGGACGUGGCAUACCGCCUCCGUGCCCUCAUUGACAAGCACUGCCCUGACAAGGAGGAGUGGGAGUGUGGUAGAGAAGAGAGUGUAAGCACCGGAGGGGAGUCGUUUGCCAUGGACUAUUCCGCUGUUGGGAGCUCGUUGUUCAGCUCGUUUUUCGGCCCGAUAGUGUCAUGA